AUGGCUCCUAGAAUCGCUUUCCACAACAAUUACUUCAAAGCAGCAUCGAAAGAUGUCUGGUCGUUGAUCAAUGAAACUGCGGCUGCUGCCGAAAAGGAAACAGGCAAAAAGGUUGUCAACUUAGGUCAAGGGUUCUUCUCGUAUUCUCCUCCAGAUUUUGUCAUCAAUGCUGGUAAGCAGGCGUUCGAUAUCCCUUCCAAUAACCAAUACGCUCCUGCCAGAGGGAAACCCCAAUUGUUAAAGCAAUUAUCAACAUUCUACACAAAUAAAUUCCAAAGACCAGUGAUCCCAGAUAACAUCUUGGUCACCACCGGUGCCAAUGAAGGGAUGUUGGCGGUAUUCUUCGGAUUCUUGAACCCUGGCGAUGAAGUCAUUGUGUUUGAACCAUUCUUUGAUCAAUAUAUCUCUAACAUUGAAUUGACAGGUGCCAAAGUGGUGUACGUCCCGUUACACCCUCCAAAAGAUAUUGAUGAACGUAACAUUGAAGGUUCAGAAUGGAAGAUUGAUUACCAAGAAUUGGAGUCCAAGAUGAACAGCAAGACAAGAAUCAUUGUGGUUAAUUCACCAUUGAACCCUGUUGGUAAGAUUUUCUCUACUGAAGAAUUGACCAGAAUUGGAGAAUUGGCGAUCAAGCACGAUUUAUUGAUCUUGAGUGAUGAAGUGUAUGAAAACUUGUAUUAUGGUGAUAGUUUCCCACGUUUCGCCACUUUAGCUCCAGAAAUCCACGAAAGAACAUUGACCGUGGGGUCUGCUGGUAAGGCCUUCUGUUGUACCGGGUACCGUAUUGGCUGGGUCGUGGGGCCUUCGGAUUUGAUCCAGUACGCCCUCGCAGCCCAUACCAGAAUCUGUUUCAGUUCGCCAUCGGUGAUGCAGAUGCAAAUUGCUCAAGCCCUCGAGGAGGUCAAUAAUGACAAAACAUCAAAUAAUUACAUGAUCCAAAACCGUGAGGCUUAUAAGAAGAAAUUCAGUAUCUUAUGCAAAGGGUUUGACGAAUUGGGAUUGCCAUACACUAAACCAGAAGGCGCGUACUAUUUGUUAGUCAGUUUCAAAAAAGUGAAGAUCCCAGAAGACUACGUGUUCCCUGAAGAAUUACAAGGCCGUGCCAACGAUUUCAAGUUGGCUUAUUGGUUGAUUAGAGAAUUAGGGGUGGUGGCCAUCCCACCAAGUGAAUUCUACACUAAGGAAAAUCAACAUAUCGCUGAAACCUUGUUGAGAUUUGCCGUGUGUAAAGAUGAUGCGUAUUUGGAAGAAGCAGUUGAAAAGUUGAGAGGGUUGAAGAAGUAUCUUUGA
Messenger RNA from Saccharomycopsis crataegensis, 1290 nucleotides. It is a transcript of the gene BNA3, whose product is annotated as kynurenine--oxoglutarate transaminase. The transcript has a single exon. The record is from RefSeq and is a predicted model, not a curated record. Bases 1 to 1290 code for a protein of 429 amino acids. NCBI's taxonomy places the organism in Eukaryota, Fungi, Ascomycota, Saccharomycetes, Ascoideales, Saccharomycopsidaceae. Gene Ontology annotation, cellular component: cytoplasm; mitochondrion. Gene Ontology annotation, molecular function: L-kynurenine:2-oxoglutarate transaminase activity; pyridoxal phosphate binding. Gene Ontology annotation, biological process: biosynthetic process.